Messenger RNA from Paramecium pentaurelia, 1303 nucleotides. The record is from the annotation of a GenBank genome assembly. NCBI's taxonomy places the organism in Eukaryota, Ciliophora, Oligohymenophorea, Peniculida, Parameciidae.
AUGAAAUCAUUUUAUCUCUAAAAACCAACUUAAGUUAGAGGUAAUUCAGAACCUAAAAAAUAAGAGAAGAUAUAAAGUAACUUAAAAAUGUCAGUUUCAUAAAAGAUGCAUGAAACAUAAACAAAAUGGAAUGGAUUAAUUGCUAGAACAGUCACUCUCGAAUAAAACUUAUUAAGAUUACGUGAUUCAGUUAAUUAAACACUUCGUGGUGGUAGUAAAGAAUCAACUUCAUCUAAAUCAACAGCAGAAUAAUCACAUAAACCACCUACAUUAGUAAAUAUGACCAGCAGAAUUGCAUCACCAAUGUUAAAAAAGGUUUCUCCAUAGGAUUGUAUGACAAUGUCAAGAAUAUAGACAUAUAAGACAGUAUAAUCUUGGUUUCCCAAGUCAAGGUUCCAAACAUUUGAAGCGAUUCCUCAAUUUAGAAUUGGUAAAUUACUAGGAAGAGGAUAAUUUUCAGAUGUUCAUUUGUGCAUGUACUAUCAGACUUUAAAAUAAGCGACAAAUUGAGUAGUACAAUCUAUGCUUUGAAAGUGAUAAAGAAAGAGAAAAUUUAGGAUGAAUAGUUAUAGAAACAAAUGAUACAAGAAAUUCAAGUGCAAAUGAAACUUAAUCAUCCUAACAUAGUUAAGUUGUAUAAUUGCUAUUCUGAUGAAUACAAUUUGUAUUUGCUAAUGGAAUAUUGCAAUGAAGGUGAACUCUUUAAAGUCCAAAGAAAAUAACCUGGAUACAAGUUCCCAGAAGUAAAUGUGCCUACAAUACUUAGAAUAAAGCAUCUUAUUAUAUAAACUAAAUACUACAAUGCAUUUAGUAUAUGCAUUAAAACAAAGUCAUGCAUAGAGAUCUAAAGACAGAGAAUAUCAUGUUAUCAUUUAAUCAAAUAAAAAUUGGUGAUUUUGGAUGUGUUUGUUCUAAUCAAGACAGAAGAUAAACUUUUUGUGGUACAAUAGAAUUCAUGGCACCUGAAGUAAUUCAGAUGAAGGGUUAUGAUUUAAGAGUGGAUGCAUGGCAAAUAGCUGUACUUGCUUAUGAAUUAGUGUAUGGUUAAACACCAUUUGUUCUUUUAGGAAAUAAAGAUUAGAAAGGCAUAAUGGAUAAUAUACUAAAAGUAUUCAGUUUAAUUAUCAUUUCAAUUUAGCAUCGUUUAACAAUACCUCAUACUUUUUCAUCUGAAUUAACAUUCUUUGUUAAAGGAGGUCUUCAAUCUGAUCCUAAUAAAAGAUUAACAAUUGAAUAAAUGAUCAAACAUCCUUGGAUUACCAAACAUAAAUUACCCUAAACUAAAUGUGAAUACAAUAUCUGA